Messenger RNA from Fonsecaea multimorphosa CBS 102226, 2382 nucleotides. RefSeq lists its product as uncharacterized. Lineage: Eukaryota; Fungi; Ascomycota; Eurotiomycetes; Chaetothyriales; Herpotrichiellaceae. Gene Ontology annotation, biological process: regulation of DNA-templated transcription; DNA-templated transcription. The transcript has a single exon. The coding region runs from base 1 to 2382 and encodes 793 amino acids. Gene Ontology annotation, molecular function: zinc ion binding; DNA binding; DNA-binding transcription factor activity, RNA polymerase II-specific. The record is from RefSeq and is a predicted model, not a curated record.
AUGACGCCCGAAGCCGGAGACCCUCCAGUCCGAACCAUCCACCCACCCGGCCAAAGACGGAACGGGAUGCUCUGUCCUCCACGUGCACGAGCAGCAUGCACUCUUUGCCGAGCACGUAAGAUCAGGUGUGAUGCGAAAGGCAGUCAACCGUGCACAAAUUGCGUCUUCGAAGACGUCCAGUGCAUUCUAUUGCCGAGGCAGCGUCGCGCCAAAACCCAGAACAGUCACACCAGGCGUCAGACUGCUCUGCCUCCAGGAGGUUCCAGUAACGCUUUAGCCUUAUCUGCUGUUCAUGGUGCUGACAUCGGACCAAAUCAUAAACAAUCGCGGCAACACCCUCCGCCUGACAGCAGCACAGAUCACACUCCUCCAAAUUCUGAUCCCGUUAUGGUACAACAGACGUCCGUUAGUCUUGAAAACAAGUCUACUCAAGAUAGCGAGGACGAUAUCGAUUGGUAUGAGGCUGCAGUGAACAGCGUUCCUCCACAAUACUCUCCAAACUCGUCUGCAUCUUCAACAUUUGAUCGGACGUGGCCUACCUCAGGACCAUCAUCAACUGAUUCACCCGUAGCACCGUUUGUUAAGCUCGCCCCCUCUCAUAUGUCGAGAGCGGAUGUGAAUUAUCUCCAUGAGAAAGGAGCUUGUUCUCUUCCCGACGCAGAGCUUCGGGAUGCUUUGAUCGAGAGUUAUAUCGACUACAUCCAUCCAUGUUAUCCGUUCCUUGACCUGGAAUUGUUGGACAAAGCUCUUUGUGGCAACUCAAAUCAGCAGUUCAGUCUCCCUGUCCUUCAAGCCAUAAUGUUUGCGGCGUCAUCAUGGGUUGAUAUCAAGUUACUCAGGAGGCGAGGCUUCUUGACCAGGAAGGCUGCGCGGAUGACCUUCUAUCUGAGAACACGGGUGAGUGUCGCUCCGGUUUGUCAAACGAAUUGCCAAUUGACGCCCUCCGAGUUGUUGUAUGAUUUAGAUUAUGAGAAAGACCCCAUGUGCAAUAUUCAAACCCUCAUUCUCCUGUCCCUUUGGUUCGAAGGACCGCCCCAAUACAAGGAUGGCUGGCACUGGCUGGGCAUCGCUCUCUCUCUUGCCAGAUCAAUUGGGUUGCACCAGGAUAUCAACAACCAAUACCUGACGCCAAAAGCUCGUGCUCUUAGACGGCGCCUGUGGUGGAGUUGCACCAUCAGAGACACUUGUGCCUCGAUUGCAACGAACCGCGUUCCGCGUAUCCGAGACUCCGACUUUCGAGUGGCGCCUCUGACUUUCGAUGACUUCGAAAUGAAUAUCCAAUCAAGGCCUGACCACCACAAUAUGAGGGCAAAAUCUCUCUAUCUGCAGAGGCAACAGGUAUCGAUAUGUAUACACACAGCCAGCAUCUGCAGAAUUAUCACCAGAGUGCUUCUCAAUGCUUUUCACGAGACACCAACAGGGAAUAUCGACAUUUUGUACUUUCAUUCUAUCCCUAAACAGCGGGGACCUCACAUCGAACCGCGCGAGUUGAGAGGGAUCGAAGACCAGUUUCGCCGAUGGCUGGAGGGCGCGCCUUCGGAAGUCUUGCACGCCGGCCCGCUGCCUUCGCGAUUGGACACGCAUGAAAAGGCACUAUUCGUGCACCGUGCACUACUCUCGAUUCUGUAUCACACGGGGUUCGUUCUGAUACAUCGACAGAGAACCCUUGCAUCUGACGGACAUGAACCCGACGAACGGAGUACUGCCACUCACGACGAAGGGACACCGCGUGCCAUCAUUCGAGAAGCUGCCAUGCAGGUGAACAAAAUCAUCAUGGACGCUUAUGCUGCAGAUGUCAUGAAGGAAAUGCCUCCCACUGUGAUAAGCUGCCUCUUCCCAAUCAGUCUCAGCCACCUUACCGACAUGAGAAGUGAGGACCCCGUGGUGCGCUGUGAAGGACGCCAACGGCUGGAAGAAUGCAGACAAGCCAUUCGGGAACUUAUGGACGGCCAUAUGGCUGCAGAAUGGGCGAUUAACUUCUUGAAUCAUGUUGAGUCUAGGCUUCACUCUGCACUGGAUCCGACAAAAAGGGGGUCAGCUGUCGGCUGCGGAAAGGCCCCGUCGAACGGACCAGAAAAGAGGUCCCCGGCUGGAUAUGAUCAGCGUCAGAGAUGGGAGCAGCAGAUUGGAGCCCAGAGCACCGGAGGUGACUCUGCAAUUCACCUUUCGGCUGGCGAAAGGCCAAAGUCCACAGAUCUGGGGUCUACAACCUUGGACGAGCAACUUACAACCGAGCACAAUCCUUUCUUGUAUACCCAUACGCCGGCUGGGUUUUCGGACUUGAUCUUCCCAGACACGUGGCUGGGCGGGCCAGAUGCACAGAACAAUGCAUCUAGUGGGGCAUGGGUUGAUAGUGACAUUAUGUCCAUGCCCUUCGCAUGA